Molecule: messenger RNA, 1518 nt
Organism: Gadus chalcogrammus (walleye pollock)
Lineage: Eukaryota; Metazoa; Chordata; Actinopteri; Gadiformes; Gadidae
Gene: psmc4
Product: proteasome 26S subunit, ATPase 4
Exons: 11
Coding region: 67-1320 (417 amino acids)
Biological process (GO): proteasome-mediated ubiquitin-dependent protein catabolic process
Cellular component (GO): proteasome regulatory particle, base subcomplex
Molecular function (GO): proteasome-activating activity; ATP hydrolysis activity; ATP binding
Source: RefSeq, a predicted model, not a curated record
AUUGAACUGCAUUACCCAGACUCCUUUGAGCGUCAGAGUGACGUCGGCAGAGCAGACCGAUUCAACAUGGAGGACGUAGUGACCGUAGAGAAGAACCCGGAGGAGUUACCUGUCAUGCAGAGCUCCAGACCCCACACCGCUCUCUCCUUCCUGGCGCCGGAACCGGAGGAUCUGGAAGACCUAUACAGCAGAUACAAGAAGCUACAGCAGGAGCUGGAGUUCCUGGAGGUGCAGGAGGAGUAUAUCAAGGACGAGCAGAAGAACCUGAAGAAGGAGUUCCUCCACGCCCAGGAGGAGGUGAAGAGGAUCCAGAGCAUUCCACUCGUCAUCGGACAGUUCUUGGAGGCCGUGGACCAGAACACCGCCAUCGUGGGCUCCACCACCGGGUCGAACUACUAUGUCCGCAUCCUGAGCACCAUUGACCGAGAGCUGCUGAAGCCCAACGCCUCAGUAGCGCUCCACAAGCACAGCAACGCCCUGGUCGACGUCCUGCCGCCCGAGGCCGACAGCAGCAUCAUGAUGCUCACUGCCGACCAGAAGCCUGAUGUGAUGUAUGCAGACAUUGGAGGCAUGGACAUUCAGAAGCAGGAAGUCAGAGAGGCAGUGGAGCUGCCCUUAACUCACUUUGAGCUCUAUAAACAGAUUGGUAUCGACCCACCUAGGGGAGUCCUGAUGUACGGCCCUCCAGGCUGUGGAAAGACCAUGUUGGCCAAGGCUGUGGCGCACCACACUACAGCUGCGUUUAUUCGUGUGGUGGGCUCGGAGUUUGUCCAGAAGUACCUGGGGGAGGGUCCUCGCAUGGUGCGAGACGUCUUCAGGCUGGCCAAGGAGAACGCCCCCGCCAUCAUCUUCAUCGACGAGAUCGACGCCAUUGCCACCAAGCGCUUUGACGCACAGACCGGAGCUGACCGAGAGGUGCAGAGAAUCCUCCUGGAGCUUCUGAACCAAAUGGACGGCUUUGACCAGAACGUCAAUGUUAAGGUGAUCAUGGCUACCAACAGGGCAGACACUCUGGACCCGGCCUUACUGCGUCCUGGACGUCUGGACAGGAAGAUUGAGUUUCCUCUCCCUGACCGCCGACAGAAGCGUCUGGUCUUCUCCACCAUCACCAGCAAGAUGAACCUGUCAGAGGAGGUGGACCUUGAGGACUACGUGGCGAGACCCGACAAGAUAUCUGGAGCCGACAUCAACUCCAUCUGCCAGGAGGCUGGCAUGCUGGCAGUGCGUGAAAACCGGUACAUUGUCUUGGCCAAGGACUUUGAGAAGGCCUACAAGACCGUCAUCAAGAAGGACGAACAGGAGCACGAGUUCUACAAGUAGUCUGAGUCCCUCCCACCUCCUCCGUCGCCCUCAUCACCACCGCCCCCACCCUUUUGUUUCUGUCUGUACAAUGUCUCUUGGAGCUCCUCUGCCUGUCUCUACAGGUGGUGUGUUUGGGGUCUGGGGGUUUAGGCUGUAUUUAACCCCACUGUAUCUGUGUCUUCUCAAUAAAGAGCUUUUCCAUAAAACAAGGCCUUG